Messenger RNA from Phaethon lepturus (White-tailed tropicbird), 904 nucleotides. It is a transcript of the gene PDSS2, whose product is annotated as prenyl (decaprenyl) diphosphate synthase, subunit 2. Gene Ontology annotation, cellular component: transferase complex; mitochondrion. NCBI's taxonomy places the organism in Eukaryota, Metazoa, Chordata, Aves, Phaethontiformes, Phaethontidae. Gene Ontology annotation, molecular function: prenyltransferase activity. The record is from RefSeq and is a predicted model, not a curated record. Gene Ontology annotation, biological process: ubiquinone biosynthetic process; isoprenoid biosynthetic process. The transcript has 7 exons. The annotation marks the transcript as partial.
GGGUUUUGUGUACGACAGCCGAAAUAAUUUACAGAUGCGAGGUUUGGUCGUAUUGCUUAUUUCCAAAGCUGCUGGACCCAGCGCAGCAGAACUCUCUUUCCAGCACAACAUGGUCAGUGGAAUUUAUUCCAGUCAACGAAGUCUGGCUGAGAUUACGGAACUGAUCCACACUGCCUUUCUGGUGCAUCGUGGCAUAGUAAAUAUUGGUGAGCUCAAGGCUUGCGAUGGCCCACUGAAGGAUAUGCAGUUUGGAAAUAAAAUGGCUGUUCUAAGUGGAGAUUUUCUUCUAGCAAAUGCUUGCACAAGCCUUGCACAGUUGCAGAAUACCAAGGUUGUGGAACUCAUUUCAAGUGCUAUUGGUGACUUAGUUCAAGGUAUAUAUUAUGAAAACUCAAAAUCAUCUGAGAACUCUCUUACAGAUGAUAUCGGCAUAUCUACGUGGAAGGAGCAGGUUUUCCUGUCACAUAGUGCCUUGCUGGCAAAGAGCUGCCAGGCUGCAAUGGAGCUAGCAAAGCACAACGCUGAGAUUCAGGACACGGCAUUUCAGUAUGGAAAGCACAUGUCUAUGAGUCAUAAGCUACAUUUGGACCUUCAGCCAUUUGUUAAAGAAAGUUCUAGUGAUACAAUGGCUUUCAGUUUGAAUUCUGCUCCGGCAGUCCUGCAUCAGGAAUUCCUUGGAAGGGAGGCAUGGAUUAAACAGAUCAGAGAGGCACAAAGCAAAGGAAAUAUAAUGGACUACAAGAAGCUGCAGGAAGCGAUCAAGGCCGGCAAAGGUGUGACUUCUGCCAUCGACCUCUGCCGCUGCCACGGAAAGAGGGCGCUGGCGGCGCUGGAGCGCUUCCCUCCCUCCGAGGCCAGGGCCGCCUUGGCCAACAUCGUCUACGCCGUGACCAGGUUUCCCUGA